Messenger RNA from Acanthoscelides obtectus, 1322 nucleotides. NCBI's taxonomy places the organism in Eukaryota, Metazoa, Arthropoda, Insecta, Coleoptera, Chrysomelidae. The record is from the annotation of a GenBank genome assembly.
AUGAAUACUGAGAACAAUAGUAGCGGAAAUGAGAGUGAAGUAGUAUCUAGACAGAAUGAAUCAAAAAAGAGGAAAAAGUACGGCAGAAUGAGAGAUGUCAUGAAAAAGAUUAGACUGCAGAGCCACGAGGUAGGUGCAAACUGUAACUGUCGUAAACAAUGUUUUCAAAAUGUACCUGAAGAAGCAAGAAAAACCAUUCUCAAGAAUUUUAACGCAAUGACUUCUAUUAAUGAGCAGAACUCCUACUUAUGUGGAUUGAUUACGGUACUCCUCAUUCGCCGAAGAAGGCCUAGGAAAGAUGAAGACGUAGCAAAUUUGAGAAGUAGUGCAUAUUCUUACAGGACAAGCUUUUAUGUCUGUUCAUGGAAUAAAGAAAAAAAAUUAGAGAUACUACAAAAGUCACUAAAAAUGACUGGAGUCGCUCCAAAAGAUAAAAGAGGAGAAAAUAAAAACCAUCCUAGGAAAUUUGAUGCUCACGUUCUUGCAGCAAUAGACGAACAUAUAAAGUCAUUUAAAGGCAGGAAAAUCCACUACAGUGUGACGGAUAGUAGAAAAUUAUACUUACCUGAAGACUUAAACAUAAAAAAGAUGUUCAAAAUGUUUUGCGAGUUGAACCCUUCUAUGAAAGUAUCUUACGAGUCGUACAGAACAGUCUUUAAUACAAAAUUCAACAUAGCCUUUGGAUAUCCCACGACCGAUACAUGUAGUUCUUGCGAUGAGUUUCUUAUAAAAAUAAAAUCUCUUCAGUCUGAUGUUUUAAAGAGUAUGGAUAUUGCUCAAAAAGAACGCUUUCAAAAGGAAAUACGCCAUAUUACAAUACAAAAUGAUGUACACAAAAGAAAGGCUGAGGUAUUUUACAGUAGAAAAAGGGCUGCGAAGAAACGAAGUCGAACCUCUGUGACUCACGAAGCUAUUUGUCUCGAUUUUGGACAAAAUCUCAGUGUCCCAAACAUAACAACAAACGAUGUUUACUAUAAGAGCCAGCUGAACGUCUAUGCCUUUAAUAUCCACAUUCUAUCUACAGCAAAAAGUUUGAUACCCAUCACGGCUAAAAAAUUUAAACACCUACAAGAUUUAAAACGAUUCUGUGGUGACGAAGCAAAACAAUUUUUCGAUAACCUGCCCAAGAACUAGAAGUAUAUUUUAUAUUAAUAACUAUUGUCUACUUUUCGGUAUACCUUGUUUUUUUUGGACUUGGCCCCUUUAGGCCAACAAUGUUUGAUGGUUUGACCAAUUAAUGCUUAUGUUCUACUUUGUAUAAAUGACUAUAUAAGUUUAAUUUCUUGUGUGUGUCUCAAUAAUUACCCAAAUAACUAAUCUAA